GCCCUCUGCUAAUCAGACUUUUGCGUAAAUUGUUGUAUUUGUUCUGACUUCCGUUCCGUACCAUCGUUUUUCAUAGAUACCUACAUAUUAUCUAUUGAGUAUUCAUACCAUCCUAUAAAUUUAAGACGUAGUGGAUGUGAAUCACUCCUGUUUUCUCUGAAUAAAGUGUUAUACUCAUGUGUAAUUUGUAAACAAUAAACAUUGGCUAAAACCAUGAAUAUCUCGAAAUUUAAUUAACGUUCCUAAUAUUGGUUUAUAACUUGUUAUUUGAAUUUUGCGACUAGCUAAAGGUACUUUGAAACUAAACAUAUUUAUUGAUAUAUCGGUUUAAACAGCCUGUUCAUAUGGAGUCAGAACAUCAACCUAAAUUAAGUCCGAUACGAGCGUUUCAAGUUCUACAUGGAGGUAGUAUGGAUCCUGAAGAUGAUGACGCAAAUUUAAACAAUCUCACGAGUCUUUCAGAUUACCACGAUUAUGAACCGAGUUUAGAAUUCGAUGAUUCCGAACUGAUUCAAGCCACUGGCCUUGCGCCACUACCACCGGAAUUGCUUGAUUUGUCGGAAGAGUUGAUUACACGUUCAAGUAGCGACGGCACCAUAGAAGAAAACUUUGAAAAGGAACUCGGUCCGCAAACUUACUCUGAGAUUAUCUCAUGCUCCCUCGACUAUGACUUGUUCUCGGAACUAAAUCAGAGUAGGUUGGUCGAAGUAGUAGGCGAUGAUGAUAUCGGUCGCCGAAUCAUUGUAGUAUCGGCUUGUCGCCUGCCUCCUGCUAAGGACAUACAUCCUGACUAUUUGCUGCGGUUCCUUAUGUUCACAUUGGAUAAGUACGUGGAACAAGACUAUAGUGUCAUCUAUUUCCAUUAUGGUCUCACUAGCAGAAAUAAGCCACCUUUGUCUUGGCUUUGGAAAGCUUACAAAGCGUUCGAUCGAAAGUACAAAAAGAAUCUCAAAGCUCUGUAUCUCGUACAUCCAACAAAUUUCAUACGAAUCGUUUGGCAAAUGCUAAGACCCGCUAUUAGCGUUAAGUUUGGUAGGAAGAUGAUGUACGUUAAUUACUUACAUGAAUUACAACAAUAUUUAGAUUUGGAAAAAGUUCAAAUUCCCGAGCGAGUAAUUGAGUACGACAAAGUCCUUUUGUCAAAAAAUCCACGUGCCGCAGAAAUAGCGCGUCAAAAUAUGGAACGUGCAGGAAAGCCUCAGGAACGAGGGGAGGCCAGCGCUAAAGACAGCCUGUCGCCUCCCUCCACCCAACAGUUCGGGGUUUCUUUACAGUUUAUCAAGGAAAAUAAUUCGGACAUGGUUGAUGCCAUUCCGCCUGUAGUGCGGCAGUGUGUUGAGUUUUUGUCGCAACCAGACGCUUUGGAAACAGAAGGCAUAUUCCGGAGAUCCGCAAAUUUGGCAGUCGUUAAGGAACUGCAACGGGCUUGCAACAGAGGGGAAACAAUUUCGUUUAAAAACGAUCCUCAUAUUGCUGCUGUGUUAUUAAAAACAUUUUUACGGGAUCUUGAGGAGCCCCUGAUGACAUUCGAUCUUUAUGACGAAAUUAUUCAAUUUCAAUCCUGGCCAAUAAGUGAAAGACCAAGGAAGGUAAAGAUAUUAGUCUUGGAGAGACUUCCGCUGGAUAACUACAAACUGCUGAAAUACGUUAUCCAAUUCUUAUGGAAGGUCCAGGACAGAAGCUGUCUCAAUAAAAUGACAAGUAGCAACUUGGCGGUCGUGUUUGGCCCUAACUUAUCUUGGCCUCCGACUGGACAAAUGUCACUUCAGUCAAUUGCUCCCAUCAACGCAUUCACUGACUUCCUGCUCGAAAAUCAAGAAACGAUAUUCAUUAUUUAAUAAUCGAAGUUGUAUGUUUGAGUACGGCAUAAUGUUUGAGAUCGAGUCCGAGGAGACGCUGAAAAUAUGAAACCAUUUAAUAAAAAAUAAUAUUAUAAGUUAACCGGCAAAAUGUGUCGUCUUUGUCGUACCUAAAUUUGAGAUUAUUCUAAACGUAAUUUAUAUAUUGGAUGGUCUAAUUAAUAAUUUUCUUAUCAAUGGUUGAAAUAAAACCUAGUUAUAUUCAUAAUAACAUAUAAAUGUUGAUGUCUAAUAGUAUCGUUUUAAAAUGAACGGUAGUAAUUAUUGUUGAUGUUGUUUUGUAACGAAGAGAUCUAAUAUUGUUCUUAUGAAGUAAAUGUUAACAGGAAUGAAUAUAUUAUGUACAUGAAAUGUGUGAAAAAAAUUGCCAAAAAUUUGGUGCCACGUUUCAUAUUAUGGUAAAAUAAUUCUAAAAGAUAAGAAUGGCUAUCACGUUAUUACCCGCUCCUAACCUGAGAUACUUGUUGUUAUACUAUUUGCACGUUAGUCAUAUUUCUUAAGAUAUAGCUACCCUACUUUGUUUCACCACAAUAUUAUUCCACUCAAAGAGGAACUUCAGAUAUUUGUAUAGGCCUGUUCUUAAUUAUAUAAACGAUGAAAAGACAAAUAAAAAUUUAUUAGCGCAACCUAACAUUAUGCACGUCUUAUAUUAGUUUUCAAAAAGCGUUCAUCAAAAUAUAAAUGCUUAUGAGAUUUGUAUGUCUGCGCAUUGGAUCCAGCUGAUUGUUAGCAGUACUCAGCACAUCGGAAAUAGCGAAUUUGAAGACUGAUUUUAAACAAUAGUAGAGUGGAAUGGUUUCUAACGUUAGUUCUAAAUACGCGUGUGUUACGUUCACAUUAUGGCGUAUUGGUUUUAGCACUUUUCUGUGUUUGUUCUAAUUCUAAUAGCUUUAGUUGUGAUCAUUACUCGAUUCCAAUUAAAAAUAUGUCAACACACUCGUUUGUUUAUAGUACAAUUAUUAAACCACCAUUAUCAUAACCUUAUUUAAGUUAUUUAAGUAUGUAUAUCGAAUGAUAAAAAUCGCACAAUAGAACGUACGUGGUAGAAGGGUGCAAAUACGUUGUAUCAAUAUACUUUUUAUUUAAUGUUUAGUUACUAAUAUUUUUCAUCUCUUGUAAGUUUUUAAAAUUUUUAUUGUAAGUAAUUGCGCAUCCAUCUUGAAUUUUUGACAAUUUUUUUAAGUUGGACUGUAGUAACGAUAUAAUAUGUGGUAAUUAGGCAUAAUAUGUAUUUGUCGUUAAAUGGAUGUUUCAUAUUGUAUUAUAAAUUAAAUAUAAGAGUAUGGAAAUUUGUUAUUUGUCAACGAAACAAAAUGGGUAUUGGGUAUUUAUGGAUCUAACCAAAAAAUAAAAAUGUGUAUAAUUAUUUACUUAUGUUUAGUUUCUAAAAGUAUUUGUUGUAGUGAAUUCAUGUAGAUAUUCAGGGUGUAGAUGAGAUUGUAAGGAAGUCAAUACACUAUGUGUAAAAAAGUAGCGAUCUGGUCUUGGAAGAAAAUGUAUUACCUUCUUAUUUUUUAAUAAAAAAUAAAUAAAUAUGCACUAGGUGCAGCACAAAAUAGGUGGUGGCACUCAAUUAUAAAUUUUAUAAAAUAAGAAUUUAUCAAUUGAUUAAUUUACAUUUGACAUAAAUUAAUUAUUGAUGUAACACCCUGAAUGUUUAAAGCAUAUUCAAAGUGGUCUAAUUUGUAUGUAUAAAAGCACCAUGAUACUACUACAUAGGUGCAAAACGAAUUAAGGAAAUUAUAUAAUUUAAGUGGUUUGUAAGUAUACCAAAAUUUAGGAUUAAUCCAAUUAGGUUAUAAUAAACAUACGAUGUUAAAUGAUAUUUUGUAUAACCUUUUUAUAAAAAUACUAAGUAUACAUUAUCAUAUUUAUUUGUCCGAUUGUAGUUGAAUAUUUGUCUUUGUUUCUACUUGUAUUUUUCCAUGAUCUCUAUAUAUUUUUGAUGAUUUUUCCUUUUUGUACAUUCCUACAUUUAUCUGUAUUUUUUUCAAUUCUAUCCUAAUAGUUACAUCCGAUGAAAUAUUUGAGAAUAUCAAAUUGACCAUCGAUAUUGCGAUUUUAUAGUAUAAGUAUAGAAUAUAUAACGUUCAUAUUAUGAUGUUUCUGUGGAUUGUAAAGUCAGUAGUCACAAAUUGAUGUUCAAAUGUUAAAAUUGGUGUGAAAAUAUUGUAGUGAAUACUGAAAAAUACAUUAUCUACGAGAGCUUCAUUUAUAUGUUUCAUUAGAAAAAUGUUGAUGGUACGGAUAGACACGUGUCCUAAGCUUCAUAGUUAUGUCUGUAUAACCGAGCCUUAUAAAAAAGUAGGGACCGUUCCUUUCUUCUGGUUGAUAAGUAAUUUGGUAUAUUAAUAUGUAUAUCUAUUCCUAUAUGAAUUGUAACGAUGUAGAGUAUGUUCUAUUACGGUCUAAUUUUUGUUAUACAUUGGUAACAUUAUUUGGGAAAUUGUGUAAAUGUAGGUAUCACAGUUAUAGUAAGACCUGAAAGUGCCGUGAACGGCUUGUAUUUAUUAUACAGUUUCAGUUCAACAACAUCGUAUUAUUAAAUAAUUAUUUGAAGGAUCAGUUCAAAUUUUUACUAAGUUGUUAGACAUAAACCCCGUUAUUUCAUAUGUUAAAGUUUACUUUCAUCUCUUUUUAGAUACUUACAGACUUUGCCACUGUAGCCUAUAUCAUAUAUAUUUACAUUAUCAUACAUUAAACAUACUCUAUUCUAAUUUCUAGGUAAAUAUAUGUUAAAUGCACAGCGAAGUAACCAUGAAGUAACGAUAUAUCGUUGAUUAUUAAAAUAUGAGUCGUUGUUUUUUUUCACAGUUUUGUGUUAGAGCUAGCGCGCAAGAGCAACUUUUGUCUCCGCAACUAUUUUGUCUCUCCCAUC
This is a messenger RNA of Colias croceus (clouded yellow), 4737 nucleotides long. It is a transcript of the gene RhoGAP68F, whose product is annotated as rho GTPase-activating protein 1. Gene Ontology annotation, molecular function: GTPase activator activity. Gene Ontology annotation, cellular component: cytoplasm. Lineage: Eukaryota; Metazoa; Arthropoda; Insecta; Lepidoptera; Pieridae. The transcript has 9 exons. Bases 345 to 1838 code for a protein of 497 amino acids. The record is from RefSeq and is a predicted model, not a curated record. Gene Ontology annotation, biological process: small GTPase-mediated signal transduction; negative regulation of endocytic recycling.